AUGGAGAUCUACACCCCCUUCGGAGCUUCGUGGAUUUCAUUCCUUGCGACCGUAUCAUUCUGUCUGUUGAUAUUGCUCCAUGCCUAUCGAGUGGUGACCACAAAACCUCCUAUUCCGGAUGACGUGCCAUGGGUCGGAAGAGACCCGUCGAAGUGGUUUGGUCAAGCCCGCGCAAGACUUGCCAGCUUUCGGAGAAUGCCCGAAUGGCUCUUUGAAGGAUAUCAAAAGUACAGGUCCAAGCCGUUUGCCAUAUCCGAUCCAAGCGGGAAGCCAGUGAUUAUCCUUCCCCGUUCCGAUAUCAAAUGGCUACUCGAUUUCCCAGACGACAUCAUCUCCACCAUCGAAUUGCAUUAUGAAGUCCUCGCAGGAGCAUAUGCUUUUACGGAUUCCGAAAUGGUCAAGGAGCCCUUCCAAAACCAUGUUAUCCACCGCUCUCUCUCACGACGCGUGAAUGGCUUGACGGAGGAGAUCUGGGACGAAAUCACGGCUGCCAUUGAUGAAUCAUGGGGAAUUGAUACGGAGCACUGGAAAGAUGUUCAUGUGUACAAUACCAUGAUGUUCACGAUCUCCCGCGUCUCGAACCGAGUGUUUGUCGGCCUGCCGCUCUGCCGCAAGGAAGAGUUCCUCCGACCCAUGCGGGCAUUUGCGCAAGGCGUCAUGUUCGUCGCCGGUCUCCUUCAUUUCGUUCCUAGCUUCUUAAAACCCAUCAUCGGCCACGUAUUGGCCAUCCCGAACCACUUCUUUUACUACCGAGGCGCAAGAUAUACGGUCCCGAUCAUCAAAGAACGGCUAGCGAACACGGAACGGAAGGAGAAAGAUCCAAGUUUCCGGUAUAGGGCGCCAAAUGACUACAUUACCUGGCAUAUCCAGCUGGCCAGGGCGGAGGGGCGGCACCAGGAGCUCGCCGUGGACCGAAUCGCUCGUCGGAUCAUGCCCAUCAAUUUCGCCGCGAUCCAUACCACGACUUUUGUGAUUGUGAAUGCGCUUUUCGACAUUCUAUGCUCACCUCCCAUCGCAGUAGAGGCCAUGCCUGAAAGCAAUGCGACAGAAAGGAAAGAGGGUGUCUUGUGCUCUCGUUCCGCCAUCGCAAAGCUCACGUUUGCCGAUAGCUGUAUUCGUGAGAGCAUGCGCGUCUCGAACUUUAUGACUCGCGAACUAGAACGUAAGGUCAUCAAGAAAGAUGGCGUCCGGCAUCCGGGUGGAUGGGUGGCUCCCUACGGUGCAGUCCUCGCGGUGGAUGGGCAUUCGAUCCACCAUGAUCCGUCGAUCCAGGGUGAAAAUGCGGGGGAGUUCGAUGCGUUGAGGUUUCAUCGAAGCACUGAGCCUAUCGAGCAGAGGGACAAUGCAUUAGACAAGGUGCUCAAGCGAAGGCAAGUCGGGAUGGUAACCACCAGCGAUUCAUUCCUCGCUUUCGGCCACGGCAGACAUGCGUGCCCCGGUCGUUUCUUCGUCGCGUACGAGCUGAAGCUUUUGCUUGCAUAUAUUGCUAUGCACUAUGAGAUGGAGCCGCCAACGGAGCGGCCCAAGAACACAUGGUUUGGGACGAGUGUGCUGCCGCCGAUGGAUGCGACGAUACGGGUGCGACGGAGAAACGAUGAAUCGCGACUAUGA
Messenger RNA from Eremomyces bilateralis CBS 781.70, 1611 nucleotides. Its product is annotated as cytochrome P450. The transcript is spliced from 5 exons. NCBI's taxonomy places the organism in Eukaryota, Fungi, Ascomycota, Dothideomycetes, Eremomycetales, Eremomycetaceae. The coding region runs from base 1 to 1611 and encodes 536 amino acids. Gene Ontology annotation, molecular function: monooxygenase activity; iron ion binding; oxidoreductase activity, acting on paired donors, with incorporation or reduction of molecular oxygen. The record is from RefSeq and is a predicted model, not a curated record.